This is a messenger RNA of Bolinopsis microptera, 1692 nucleotides long. Its product is annotated as myoferlin-like. The transcript is spliced from 7 exons. The record is from RefSeq and is a predicted model, not a curated record. NCBI's taxonomy places the organism in Eukaryota, Metazoa, Ctenophora, Tentaculata, Lobata, Bolinopsidae. Bases 1 to 1692 code for a protein of 563 amino acids. Gene Ontology annotation, biological process: plasma membrane organization; membrane fusion.
AUGCAAGGUGACACACUUCUCUACAAAACCUUCCUCCACCACGAACUACCAAUCCUAGUUGUAUACGAGAAGGAGAUUGAGACCUACUUCAACAACUUCAGUGACUCGAUCCAGCAGUUUAAGUUACAGAGGUGUCCUAAACUUGGUGGAGAUCCGGACGAUGAGGACGACGAGAAGGACCCUGAUAUCGGCAUGUACAAGGGCUCAUUCAGGAUAUACGAGCUACAUCCAGACACCAGCAGAAACAGAGAGCUGAUAUACGGCACUGUUCCCACAGUGGGCCCGAUCAGGAUCAAUGUCAGAGUUUACCUCCUCCAGGGUCUCAGGUUGGCCUGCAGGAGCAGGAUCAAGGAGAACACGUGCGACCCCUUCCUAGCUGUAAAACUGGGCUCCAGGGAGAUAUACGAUGUUGACGGCAGCAUUAAGAAGAACUGCCGGGAUCCGAUGUUUGCUACUUUUUACAACUUGACCACUAUAAUUCCUAACAUGCCGCAGUUAGUGGUGCAGUGUUGGGAUUGGAAAGCGACGGAGGAGGGAAGGGAUAUUCUGAUCGGGGAGACCAGGAUUGACUUGGAGAACAGGUACCUGAGCGUGAAGAGGCCAAUGUGUGGACUAACGGAGAGGUACAUGAUAGACGGCCCCCACAGCUGGAGAGACUUCAUGUCACCAGUACAGAUUCUGGAGGAGUGGUGUCUGGCUAAUGGCAUACCUGUACCUACUUAUUCUAGUGACGGCAAGAGAGCCGGGGUUAAUGGGGAGAUGUUUUCCUCUGAGGAGUUUGAGAAACACGAAGUUAACUACGAGGAUUCUGCUGUUUGGGGAGAGUACAAGGAGAGGACAGCCCUGUACAUCCUGUUAGAGUUCGGGCUGAUCAGGGACUAUGUUGAAAAGAGACAACUAACUGAUCCUGUUAUGCCUGGUGUACCUCAGGGUCGGAUCCUUAUGUGGGUGGAUAUAUUCCCGUUUUCUGAGAAGCCACCAGAGCCCAUGAGAGUGGACCCUCCACUUCCCGUAGACCAGGAGCUGAGAGUGAUAGUAUUCGAGGUUACUAACGUGGAGACGAUACAGGAAAUAGAUCCGGGUCCGGGAAUGAAGAAGCUGAACGAUCUGCUCGUGCAGGGUCACUUUAGUGGAGAUACUGAGAGUCAGGUAUCAGAGAUACACACCCGGGCAGUUAACGGUAACGGAGUACUUCACUGGAGGUUCAAGUUCAACUUCCAAUACGCCUAUCUCAAAAGGAAAGUGAUGAUCCCCGGUGACAUAGAGGACACAUAUCUGGACCCUAUCGUCACUCUUAAAGUGAUGGAUGGAGAUCCAGGGGUCAGUAAGGAACCUUACGGUUACGUUCACCUGAAUUUGUCCUAUAUGCCACGUGGUAUGGCACGGGAGGAUUGGGCUAUAAUGGACAUUAUUCCUGAGUAUGAGGAUCCUCCUAAAGGCAAGGAUGAAGUGUAUGAUCCUGAUGAUUACAAGUUUGUGGGACCUCCGAAGAUAACCUUCCUCAACCUUUACAAAGCCAAGAAAACCCUGGGAUGGUGGCCGCUUUACAAAAAACAAGGUGACUACUUGGUUAAAACCGGGAACAUUAGGAUGGAGCUGGAGGUCAUGAACAGAGAGCAGUCGGAGAAGAGACCUGCUGGAUUUGGGAGAAAUGAACCAAACGCAAACCCUGUUAUUCCUGAGCCUAUGUGA